This is a messenger RNA of Spodoptera littoralis (African cotton leafworm), 1374 nucleotides long. NCBI's taxonomy places the organism in Eukaryota, Metazoa, Arthropoda, Insecta, Lepidoptera, Noctuidae. The record is from the annotation of a GenBank genome assembly.
AUGAUGAGAGUACAACCAGAACGUGAGGAAGUGAAGCUUUCCUCCUCACCUCCUGACAAGCCCAAGCUGAUGGAAGGGGGUAACUAUAUCCGCGAGGGUCGCGACUCCAGCAAGUCCACGUGGCUGCUGUUCUCCCCCGCGACUCCUGAUGAAGCCGGCGCACUCGCCAAGUUCCUCAGCGUAUUCUCCUCGCAUGGAGUCAAUCUGAUGCACAUCGAGUCGCGGUCCUCCGCCAGGCGGCCGGGGUACGAGUUCAUGGUGGAGUGCGAGCACGGGGCUGGAGACUUCGGGGCAGCACUCGACGAGCUCAAGAAUAACGUUGGCUACUUGAACAUCAUCUCUAGAAACUAUAAAGAUAACAGAUACGCGGUGCCAUGGUUCCCUCGCCGUAUCCGUGACUUGGACAGAUUUGCCAACCAGAUCCUGUCUUACGGCGCGGAGUUAGACUCCGACCAUCCUGGCUUCACCGACCCGGAGUACAGAGCUCGGCGCAAGUACUUCGCGGACAUCGCAUACAACUACAAGUACGGGCAGCCGCUGCCGCACGUCGACUACACCGAGCAGGAGAUCGCCACCUGGGGCGCCGUGUUCAGAAAGCUCACUGAGCUGUACCCCACACACGCAUGCAAGGAGCACAACCACGUUUUCCCGCUGCUCAUUGAGAACUGCGGCUACAGGGAGAACAAUAUCCCACAGCUGGAGGACGUAUCCAACUUCCUCAAAGACUGCACAGGCUUCACCCUACGGCCGGUGGCCGGGCUCCUCUCCUCGCGCGACUUCCUGGCGGGGCUAGCGUUCCGCGUGUUCCACAGCACGCAAUAUAUCAGACACCACUCGCGCCCCCUGUACACCCCGGAGCCCGACGUGUGUCACGAGCUGCUGGGCCACGCUCCUCUGUUCGCAGACCCGGCCUUCGCACAGUUUUCACAGGAGAUUGGUCUCGCCUCACUCGGAGCGCCUGAUGAUUAUAUUGAGAAACUUGCCACCUGCUUUUGGUUCACGGUGGAGUUCGGUCUGUGCCGGCAAGAGGGUAAGUUGAAGGCGUUCGGUGCUGGCUUACUGUCAUCAUUCGGAGAGCUGCAGUACUGCCUUUCCGACCAGCCAGAGCUCCGGGAGUUCGACCCUGACACCACUGGCGACACCAAGUACCCUAUAACGGAAUACCAGCCGGUCUACUUUGUGGCGAACAGCUUCGAGGAUGCUAAGGAGAGAAUGAUAAAAUUCGCUCAAAAGAUUCCCCGCGACUUCGGUGUCCGCUACAACCCUUACACGCAGAGCGUGGACAUCCUGGACUCGCCGCGACAGAUGAAGGACCUGCUGCGGGAGGUGCACCAGGAGAUGAAUCUGCUCCUCAACGCCAUGGACAAGCUAUAG